Mixia osmundae IAM 14324 is the source of this 918-nucleotide messenger RNA. RefSeq lists its product as uncharacterized. Gene Ontology annotation, cellular component: mitochondrion. The record is from RefSeq and is a predicted model, not a curated record. The transcript has 7 exons. The coding region runs from base 1 to 918 and encodes 305 amino acids. Lineage: Eukaryota; Fungi; Basidiomycota; Mixiomycetes; Mixiales; Mixiaceae.
AUGACAUCGCUCAAGGGCAAGACUGCCUUUAUCUCUGGAGGCUCACGAGGUAUCGGUCUGGCCAUCGGCAUCGCACUCGGUCAGCAUGGUGCCAAUGUCGUCAUCGCUGCCAAGACAGCGUCCACCAACCCGAAGCUGCCCGGAACGAUCUAUACUGCUGCUGCUGCCAUCGAGGAAGCAGGCGGCAGAGCCCUAGCGGUUCAGAUGGACAUCAGGGAUGCUCAGGCGGUCGAGGCAGCCAUCAACAAGACGGUAGAUACAUUCGGAAGCCUCGACAUUGUCAUCAACAAUGCAUCCGCCAUCUCACUCACCAGCACGCUCGAGACCACCCCCAAAGUCUUUGAUCUCGUCCAUGGCGUCGACGCUCGCGGGACGUGGCUCGUCUCGAAAGCGGCUUUACCCUAUCUCAUCAAAUCGGCAAAGCAGGGGAGAAACCCACACAUCCUGACGCUGUCGCCUCAGCUCAGAGACAAUAUUACCAAGGAAGAGUUCGCUGGCAGGACAGCAUAUGCAAUGGCAAAGUACGGCAUGUCACUCGCUGCACUCGGCUUGUCUGGCGAGCUCGAGCAGUAUGGCAUUGCGUCGAACUGCUUGUGGCCAUAUACAAGCAUCUCGACAGAAGCUAUGCGUUUCAUCGCAGGAGCAAAAAGUCGCGAGAUCAGUCGGACGCCGGAGAUCAUGGCCGACGCCGCCAUUUCCAUGCUACAGAAGCCAGCUGAGAAGUUCACCAGCCGGUUCGAGAUUGACGAAGUGUACCUACGCAAGGAGCACGGCUAUACGACGCGCGACUUCCGCAAGUAUGCCCAAGUGCCAGAUGACGAGCUCAUACUCGAUUUCUUCAUUCCUCAGUGGCAACAUGAUGAGCUUGCAGUACUACGAGCUAACGAUACAACACUUGCCGGUCAAGCAAAGCUAUGA